Molecule: messenger RNA, 1246 nt
Organism: Thamnophis elegans (Western terrestrial garter snake)
Lineage: Eukaryota; Metazoa; Chordata; Lepidosauria; Squamata; Natricidae
Gene: CEP41
Product: centrosomal protein 41
Exons: 11
Coding region: 63-1187 (374 amino acids)
Biological process (GO): protein polyglutamylation; cilium assembly
Cellular component (GO): ciliary basal body
Source: RefSeq, a predicted model, not a curated record
CGGCGAGGGCGCGCGGGCCGGCGGAGGGGCGGGGCCUGCGCGAGGCUGACAGUUGGGCAAGGAUGUCGGCGAGGAGGCGCAUCGGCGACCCUGAGUUCUUGACCAAAAGGAUCCCACAGAAUCCUAAAUACCAGCAUGUAAAAACUCGCCUUGACACUGGUAGCAGUAUGACCAAGUACACUGAAAAACUAGAAGAGAUCAAGAGAAAUUACAGAUACAAGAAAGAUGAGCUCUUCAAGAGACUAAAAGUGUCUACAUUUGCCCAACUGGUUAUUCAGGUUGCCACUCUGUCGGAUGAAACUUUGAAAGGGCCACCUGAAGAAGGCCAGAAACUAGAUGAAGGCGACGCUGCUCCUACAGAGACCAAUCUUGAGGUAGCAGAGACCAACGGCAAAGGCAGCCCCGAGGAGGAGACGCCAGCCAGUCCCAUCCUGUUCAUCAACAACACCGGAGCUGGAGAGUCAUAUCGUUCCACCUUACAGAGUGUCAUCAGUGGGGUAGGCGAGCUGGACCUGGGCAAAGGCGACCCCAAGGAGACGCAGGUUCCAAACGAUGGACCUUAUCCCGACUGCCCUUACCUGCUGCUGGACGUGCGAGAGCGAGAUGCCUAUGACCAGUGCCACCUUGUGGGAGCUCACUCCUAUCCCAUCGCUACUCUCUCCCGAACGAUGAAUCCCUACACCAACAGCAUUUUGGAAUACAAAAAUGCUCACGGGAAGAUUAUCAUCCUUUAUGACGAUGACGAGAGGGUGGCCAGCCAAGCAGCCACCACCAUGUGCGAGCGGGGCUUCGAGAAUCUGUUCAUGCUUUCUGGAGGUCUCCGAGUCAUUGCUCAGAAGAUCCCCGAAGGCCUGGUGACCGGCUCCUUCCCCGCCUCCUGCCUGGUGGCCAGUCAGCAAGGAAACUCCCGGAAAAAAGCCACCCCGCCUCCGCCGCCCCUCGCCCACGCCGCCGAAAACAAGUGGAGGUUUACCACAGAGGAUCUGCAAAAGAUACAGUACUACCUGCAGGAGGAACAGCUUCCCAGCGACCCUGCCAGCCGCCUCAGCCGCUUAUCAUCCGCCCGGGAUUGCAAAGCCGCCGCCGUGAAGAGCAGCCAGAACCUGCCCAGCACCAACCCAGCUACGGCGGGCCUCACCACCCGCUCCCUCAGCAGCAGCAGCCUGCAGAACAGGCCUUGGCGGUAGCCCGGCACCCUUUUGCGAGAAUAAAAGAGGGCCCGUUUUCCUGGGGCCGUUUAACCCGA